This is a messenger RNA of Sorghum bicolor (sorghum), 3012 nucleotides long. Its product is annotated as nucleolar and coiled-body phosphoprotein 1. The coding region runs from base 691 to 2628 and encodes 645 amino acids. Gene Ontology annotation, molecular function: protein binding. The transcript has 3 exons. The record is from RefSeq and is a predicted model, not a curated record. NCBI's taxonomy places the organism in Eukaryota, Viridiplantae, Streptophyta, Magnoliopsida, Poales, Poaceae.
UUAACAAUCAACUUGUCAGGCUAUUCUGGUCAUGAAACUAUUAUACCACUCAAAUCUGGCAUUUGUACCUGUUUAAUGAAACCGCAUCCAGUUGGGCCAUUUUUUACGUGCUCAGGUUGGUUAUUAGCAACCGAGUAUCAUUGGGCCGGUCCAGUUCUGUUCGCCAUGAUGCUCGGGAGAAUUUUGAGAAUUGAAAAUUCGAUGGAAUAGCGAGUGGUAGGUAGGCCCCGGCACACGAAUUAUUUGCAAGAAUUCAAUUUGGUCCCAUUUCGCCAAGACGCCACGGUUAGUCACCGAAAUUUCGAAGAGGCCCUUCACGCACCGGCUCCAUUUCUGAACCGAGACCAAACCAAUCCAAACCAAACCAAAUAAAGAAAGAGAAGAAGGAGAACGAGAGAGAGGGGGAGAAAGGGACCAGAUGGUGGUGGGGGAGGGAGCCGGAACCAAAACCUAGACGAACCACACAGGCAGGGAGAUAGAUAGGCAGGGCAGGCAAGGGGGGGCGACGGCACGGGGCGGGGGGGCUAGCCCAACCAGCCAGACCAACCAAACCCUAGCUCACCUUUCGUUCCCAUUCCAUUCCGUUCCAAUCCAUGGAGGCGGCGCUAUGAGCCGCCACCGCCGUAGCCGCCGCCGCCGCCGUCGCCGGGACGUGGAGCUGGUACGGCUGGGGAAGAAUAGGAGGCGAGGAUGACGGCCAGAUCGGACGAUCCCGGCGUGUCUCCGGGGACCUCGGCGGCGGCCGGCGGCGAGAUCUGGGGCACGUGGGAGGAGCUCCUCCUGGCUUGCGCCGUGCGGAAGCACGGCACGGCCAGCUGGGACUCCGUGGCCAUGGAGAUGCUGUCCCGCUGCCCUCCCGCCGCGGCCGACAGCCUCACGCCCGCCGGGUGCCGCCUCCGUUAUCGCCUCCUUCACCGCCGGUUCGCCGCCGGCGCCGGCUCCGAAAACGACGACGGCGACGAGGAGCCCGAUGCCGCCUCCGCCGACGGGUGCGUCGAGGAGCUCCGCAAGCUGCGCGUCGCCGAGCUCCGCCGCGAGGUCGAGCGAUACGAUCUCUCGAUCGGGUCGUUGCAAUCCAAAGUGGAACGGCUCAAGGAGGAGAGGGAGAGGAGCAUCUCCGUCGAGGCCAAUCCACCGGCGGUGAAGGAGGAGGACGACGAGGAGGAGGAGCCGGCGACAGGGAAAGGAUCGCUGGAGGAGGACGAUGCCGGCGUCGGCGAGGAUCGUGUCUCCGGCGGCGAGUCCGGGCGGUCGUGCAAGGAGUCCAACUCGUCAGAUCUGAAGCGGCCGCGGACGGCGCAGGACGCCGGCGGCACCGCCGACGCCGGGGACGGCGACGCGGCGGAGGCGAGAGGGGAGGACGAGGGGGCAGGAGACGCCGCUGCAGCCCGCGAGUCGUCGGCCGUGAAGCGCGAGCAGGCCUCCGGCGAGUCGGUGGCCGGGUCAAAGGACACGCCGGCGGAGGACGCGGAGAAGGAGAGCAGCGACGUGCAGAGCUCGGCCAGCCCGUCCCGCCGGCGCGAGCCGGAGAUCGCUGCCGGUGAGGACGCGGAGGCGGAGGAGGCCUCAGCGCCGCCGCCGCCGGCGCCUCCGCCCGCCCCGGUCCUCCCCGCGUCGGAGGCCGAGGCGCUGCGCGCGUUCCUCGAGUCGGUGCGGACCAGCAAGCCGGGCUCCGUGUUCGAGCGCCGGCUCGAGAGCCAGGACGACGCGAAAUACAGGAGCACCAUCAGGCGCCACGUGGACCUGCAGACGGUGAGGUCGAGGCUGGACGGUGGGGCCGGGAGCUACGCCUCGGCGACCGAGUUCUACCGCGAUCUGCUCCUGCUGUGCGCCAACGCGCUGGUCUUCUACCCGCGCGGCUCGCCCGAGCACUCGGCCGCGGCGCGGACGCGCGCGCUCGUCGCCAAGCACAUGUCCAAGGACCAGCCGGCGGGGACCUCGGGCAAGGCGGCCGCGGGGCCGGGGGCGUCGAAGAAGGCCAAGGCGGAGGCCGACGUCGGGUCGCUGCUGGAGAAGACGGCGCCCAUCAUCGUGUGCCGGAAGCGGAGCUCCAUCGCCAAGGCCGCGGCGAAGGUGGAGACGGACGACAAGGAGGAGCAGCAGGAGGCGGCGGUGGGCAAGAGGAAGGCGGCGGCGGCCGCCAAUGCCAAGGACCGGGCGGCGCGGGGCCCGAGGACGACCAAGACCCGCGGCGGGCCUGCUGUCCGGAAGGCUGCGAAGGCGGCUGCGGCGGACAACGGCUCGGACAGCGACGCGCCGCCAGAGGAGGCCAAGAAGCAGCCUGCUGCUGACAAGAAAGGCGGCGGCAGCGGCGGUGCCGGCGUCGCUAAGAAGCGCAACGCCGUCAACUUCCUCAACCGGAUGAAGCAAGGCGGGUCGGCGCCGUCCACGGAGCGCGUGUCGCUGCUGGAGACGCUGAAGCUGUCGGCCCAGGCGGAGCAGAAGAAGGCCGGGAAGGGGGAGGGCAAGAAGGAGCCCGCGGGCGGGUCCGGGUCUGGGUCCAAGAAGACCCCGCCGGGGAGGAGGAACGUGGGCAGGCCACCGAAACGCGCGGCCGCGCCGCCGUCCCCUCCACCGUCCAAGAGGGCGAAGGGCGGCGGCGGCGGGAAGCGCGGGGGCAGGAAGUGAAGGGGAUGCAUGGGAUGGAAUGGGAGGCAGUAGGAAGCGGUAGGGCCCAGUCUCAGAGACUCUCUCUCUCUCAGCUGUGUGUACAUGACGUAGGGUUGUAGGAGCGUCCCGUCCGAGCUUUUGUACUGUAUGCCAGUGUUGUAGCCUUGUAGGGGUGGUACUGUUUUUUUUUUCUUUCGGGGGAAAACUGGAUGAACUGACCUGCGCUGGGCCUCUCAUGGGAUUGUGGAAGACGAUUUGUUUAGAAACUGUCGUCGAGUAGUAUGUUCUUUUUAGACUGAAAUUUGAAACUUUUAUAGUGAUCAGUAGGUACUGUCCAAGGAACACUAGUCACUCAAAUCUCAUCUGUGACUUCAUUACAGCAAUGCUCACAUUUUUAUUACA